Molecule: messenger RNA, 3097 nt
Organism: Carcharodon carcharias (great white shark)
Lineage: Eukaryota; Metazoa; Chordata; Chondrichthyes; Lamniformes; Lamnidae
Gene: lnx2a
Product: ligand of numb-protein X 2a
Exons: 11
Coding region: 228-2432 (734 amino acids)
Molecular function (GO): protein binding; ubiquitin-protein transferase activity
Source: RefSeq, a predicted model, not a curated record
AGUUCUCGACGAUAAAUGCUGUUCAGUCCCUUGAAACAUUCAGUUACUUGCACGAUUCCUUGCGAUAGUAUGCCAUUGUAUGGUUAGUGGAUGCGAUUCGCACCAAUGGAAGAACAAUGAGGAUCUGAUCGCUGGGACCAGAAUAAAUUGCUUUUGAAUAUCUGACCAUGGACUGUUAACUGUAGAUGAGUAAUUGAUUGACAGCAACUGUGCCAAAGUGAGUUACCAUGAGUACUACUAAUGGUGACAUUGAUUCAGAGGAACAGGAGUCCCCUUUAAACCCAUUAUGCUUUGAGUGUGGUCAACAGCACUGGACAAGGGAGAACCAUCUGUACAACUACCAGCAUGAAAUGGAUGAUGACCUCGUCUGCCACAUUUGUCUCCAGCCUCUGUUGCAGCCACUAGAUACUCCCUGUGGACAUACAUUUUGUCAUAAGUGCCUCCGUAACUUUUUGCGAGAGAAGAAUUUCUGCCCAUUGGACCGCAAAAGGCUUCACUUUAAACUGUGUAAAAGGUCCAGCAUUCUUGUUCACAAACUUUUAGACAAACUGUUGGUGUCCUGUCCUUUUGAAAGUAAUUGUCAAGAAGUGAUGCAGCGCUGUGAUUUGGAAGCACACCUUAAACACAGGUGUUUUGGGGCAUCAAACCACAGAGCUGAUUUAGAGAUGCGUAAAUCAUGUGGAUUACAAAAUGAGACCAGAAGUGACAGCAGGUCCACUGUGACAGGGCAACCAAUGCAUGCACUAUCAGAUACAGAACAAUUGCAGAUUGAAGCAGCAACUGGGGGAUACAGUGUUGCUUCAGCAACACCUGUCUGUGUAGAUGAACAUGGCCUAGACAACCCUGCCUUUGAAGGAAGCAUGGAGGAAAACAAUAUUCAAUCCAUGGAUUUUCAUCCAAUGCGCCCUAAAAGGCAACUGAAAAAUUCAAAUAUUCAUCUUCACCGAGCAAACAGCACUGCAAGCUGGGAUCUUCGAGCUGAACUCCAGAGUCCAACUAGAGAGGAAGCACUACCAAAGCAACCAGGUCUGCCUGAAGGAGAGAUUACCAGUAUUGAAAUCCACAGGGCCAAUCCCUUUAUGGAACUAGGCCUGAGCAUUGUAGGUGGAAAUGAAACUCCUUUGAUAAAUAUUGUAAUUCAGGAAGUUUACCGGGAUGGUAUUGUUGCAAAAGAUGGAAGGCUGCUUUCUGGUGAUCAAAUAUUGCAGGUGAAUGGUGUUGAUAUCAGCAAUGUACCUCACAACUAUGCUAGAUCUGUGUUUUCACAACCCUGCUUUGCUCUACAUCUCACUGUUCUAAGGGAGAGACGCUUUGGUGGUCGAACAAAUGUCCACCUUGAUAGUAGCUGUAUACGAGAAGAUGGAUUUCAUGUGACUUUGCUUAAAAGGGACACUAGUGAACAACUUGGCAUUAAAUUGGUUCGUAGAACAGAUGAAGCAGGUAUCUUUAUACUGGACCUUCUGGAAGGUGGUUUGGCUGCUCAGGAUGGAAGACUGUGCAGCAAUGAUCGGGUGCUUGCAAUAAAUGGACAUGACCUGAAGCAUGGAACACCCGAACUUGCCGCACAAAUUAUACAGGCCAGUGGUGAGAUGGUUCAUUUCAUAAUCUGUAGAACAGCAAAGGAGCAGCUCCCAAAUGUUAUUCAAGAAUUGGGAUCUCAUACAACUAAUCAGCAUUUAUCCCAACAAACACAGCUCCUGUUCCACAGCAGACCCAGUACUCAAAAGGAUCUAUCCCAAUGUGUUACUUGUCAAGAAAAGCAGAUCAAUGUACAGAAAAAAACUCACGAAUCUUUAGGGAUGACUGUGGCAGGAGGACGGGGCAGCAAAAAUGGUGAAUUGCCAAUAUUUGUCACCAGUGUACAGCCACAUGGCUGUCUCUACAGAGAAGGGAGGAUCAAACGUGGGGAUGUACUACUGAGCAUCAAUGGUAUUGAUCUGACCUGUCUGAGUCACAGUGAAGCAGUGGCCACACUGAAAACUAGUGCUACUUCACCAGUUGUUAUACUAAAGGCAUUGGAAGUACAAACAAUAGAAGAGCAGGGUCAAGCAGCAGAUGAGCAACUGAGCACAAACAAUGAGAAUGAAUAUGAUACCACUUGGUCACCAUCGUGGGUCAUGUGGUUAGGAUUGCCAAGCUCCCUUCAGAGCAGUCAUGAUAUUGUCCUACUGAGGAGUAACUCAGGAAGCUGGGGCUUUAGUAUUGUUGGUGGUUAUGAAGAAAAUCACUGUAAUCAGCCCUUUUUUAUUAAAACAAUUGUAUUUGGGACACCAGCUUAUUAUGAUGGAAGACUGAGGUGUGGUGAUAUGAUUGUAGCAGUGAAUGGGCUCUCAACAGCAGGCAUGAGCCAUUCUGCUCUCGUUCCAAUGUUGAAAGAGCAACGAAACAAAGUUACACUAACUGUCAUAUCAUGGCCUGGAAGCCUUAUUUAAAUUCAAGCCAAACGAUUAAGAAUGAUGUAUUGUGCAAGAAUAUUGGAUUCAAAUAAUAAAGGAUUCACUGAGUAUUUUUAUCAAUCAGUGACUAGCAGGAUAUAAAACUAUAAUGUACUCUUUUGUAAAAUUUUAAAAUAUUUGCAUUUGCAGCUCAAUCGUGUGAUCCACGUCUAUUCGACAGUUUUAAAAUCAAUAACCCGUAUUCCCGAUUAGUAAAGGUAAGCUAAUUCAAGGUUAUCAGAAAUUAUGUAAUCAGACAUCAUCAUUACCCACAGAUCUAAAAGCCUUACCAGCGGAUAAAUUUCAGACAGCCACAGCCAGUCCCAAGCCUUACAGUGACUUUUGAACCUCAUGUUACCAUGAAUGUAGUUUUAAUGUAAAAUGACUUUUUAAAAAUAGAAUUUAGCUACUGUGUUUGAAUUUAUUUCACUGAAUUACCACACAAGCUGAUGUUUGUAUGUGCACUUACUUCCCACUGCAGUACAUUUUUGUUGAAGUGAAGCUUAGCAACACUUGCAUCACGGGGGCAUGAAUUUCCAAAGCUCUAACAUAUACUGUUGGCAGUAGGACAUGAGUGUAUUUGAGAUAUUCAAAUGUACACAUGUACUAUACGUAGUUUUAACAUAGAAUACUUUUGAGGUUCAAGGCCCUAAACCUGCUGA